UUUUUUGAUCACCUUUCUUCUACUAAUUAAAAUUAGCCAGUUGGCUUUCACAACAAGUGGUCUCGAUCCAAGCUCCACUCCACACCAUUCUACUAUUACAACACUAUAUAUAAACCUAUCUUUCUUAAUUGGGAUCAUCCCCAUGGAAGCCAAGGCGAACUAUAUAUGAUAAACUGAGACAAAGUUGGAGAGAAAAGGGUAACAGUAGAAAUAGUACUACUGAGAUUGUUGAUCAGCAGCAGCAGCAGGAGGAGGUUUUUAUGGACAAUAACUUGAUUGACACCGAGGAUGAAGAAGUAGUCGGAGGCGGAGGUGAAUCAAGCAGCUUGAUUGACAAGGAUAAGAGGAAGAGAGGGGCGGUGCUGCAAGGGAGGUCAUCUUCGUCAAGGGCGUCUGGAGCAGGCGGUGGUGAUGUCUCGUCACCGACCUGUCAAGCAGAGAGGUGCGGAGCUGAUCUAAAUGAUGCGAAACGCUAUCACCGCCGCCAUAAGGUCUGCGAGUUUCAUUCCAAAGCAUCCAUCGUUGUCGUUUCCGGCCUCCGACAGCGGUUUUGCCAGCAAUGUAGCAGGUUCCAUGAAGUAUCUGAGUUUGAUGAAGCAAAAAGAAGCUGCCGUAGGCGUUUGGCUGGACAUAAUGAGAGGCGCAGGAAGAGCACAGUUGAGUCUUAUGGAGACGCCAAAACCUCAAAAGAAACUCAACACUGUAAUCGGUCAGAGUUCGAUGACCAGCAAAAAUAUCUGGGCAGUUCUUACAAGCAUCUCCAUUUUAGAUCAUGAAACAAAUUUACUUACAAUAUAUAAUAUACAUACGUAUAUGCUCCCUCUCUUCUGUCACCCUUUUGGAACUCAUAUAUAUUCCACCUAUAAUAUAAAUAUAUAUAUAUAUUUAAAUAUAUAUAUAUAUAUUUAUGCCAUAAUAAAUAACUGGUGCGUAUCUAUCCAUUGCUGAUAUGCACUAUGGUCUCAUGAA
This is a messenger RNA of Humulus lupulus (European hop), 969 nucleotides long. RefSeq names its product squamosa promoter-binding protein 1-like. Bases 261 to 776 code for a protein of 171 amino acids. Gene Ontology annotation, cellular component: nucleus. Gene Ontology annotation, molecular function: DNA binding. Lineage: Eukaryota; Viridiplantae; Streptophyta; Magnoliopsida; Rosales; Cannabaceae. The record is from RefSeq and is a predicted model, not a curated record. The transcript is spliced from 2 exons.